CCUCGACAGGUUUUCGAGCUUGCUAUGGAAAACUCCAUGAAAGUGAGUGGUGGUGCAGGGACAAUCAAGAGUUCAAUCGCGGUCACGAUCAAGUUUUCUGCUGCUGAGUUCUCGAGAAUUAUGCUUAUAAAGACGAGGAUUCUUGCGAACUGAGAGAAUCUACUAUUUAUUUUUCUUGCUUCUUGAAUGAAAAUUCGAGGGGAGUGUAUUUUUAUCGUAUGGAGAUUGUACUGUUUGUCGCCAGUGACCCGUCUGGAAAAGGACACAGGAGACUGACACGAACGGAGAAAGAAAGGAGUAUGGAGAUGAGUUUGGAAGGCUUGGGAUGGAAAAUGAAAGCCAAAACAGGGUUCCAUGAAUGGAUUCAUGAAGGUGAAUCUCGGAUUUACUACCCAAUGAAGGGCAAGCAAAAUGCUACGACGCAGGACGUCAGUGGAGCAGACGUGAGCAGGUUGAGAAAAGAGGUUUCUGCAUUCUGGGUUUCGAGAAAUCAGUACUCGAUCUGAAGACCGUGCGGGACCAUGUAUUACGCGUUACACGUGAGGCGUCAGUCCCGCGGGUCACCCACGCCCACAUUCAACGGUCAGACAGCCUUCCCGCGGGACUCGUGAGUCUGAAGGACGAUAGGAGGGCCUUCCGCUCAGCCUGACAGUCCUCAGUCGGCUCUCUCCAGUUCCAGAGGGGAAAGAAAGUCGGACGGACGCACCUCCAUUUCAUCGUUUCCAUUCUUUUUCCGUGACACGUGCAGAGUGACACGCAUUGAGUGACGUAAUUCACCAUGACCUGCCCCUUCAUGAACGGGGAAGUCGGAGUUCCUCCUCCGAUGGCAGAAGAAUCGAUGCCGAUGACUUCACCAGGAAGAUACAAAGGUAGGAAUCGAGAGGGAGAGAAAGGAGGGAUGUAUUAUGGAGAAUACUUGCAACUAGAUAAAGUCCUCGAUGCUCAACGACUCCUUUCUGAAUCGCACGGAAACCUCGUCCACGAUGAACAUCUCUUCAUCAUCACCCAUCAAGCCCAUGAGUUAUGGUUCAAGCAAAUCAUCUACGAAAUCGACUCAGUUCGCUAUGUAUUUAGCACCGAGGUCUGUCCAAUCAUUUCCCUGCAUUAAAUAAUAGAAGCAGACGACAUCCCAUAGUAGUCCUCCUUUUCUUUUGCGCAGAACCUGGACGAUACCAAGAUGUUGGAGAUUAUCAAACGGAUGAAUAGAGUCGUUCAGAUCCUGAAGCUUUUGGGAGAUCACAUAUUGAUCCUGGAGACGAUGACACCGCUGGAUUUCUUCGAAUUCCGGGAUUACCUUGCACCUGGUUCCGGAUUCCAGAGUCUUCAAUUUCGGCUCCUGGAGAACAAACUCGGUUUGAAACAGGAGUUCCGGAUUCGGCACAGUACCUCAGGCUACAAGGAGACUAUUGCGCAAACCCUGGGGGAUGAGGCAGUGAGGGAGUUGGAAAAAUCUGAGACAGAUCCAUCCUUGGCCACUUUGGUCGAGAGAUGGUUGGAAAGAACUCCGGGACUCAAAGAUCAAGGAGGAUUUGAUUUCUGGAAGAAAUUCAAGGCCAUCGUGGAAGCCAGCCUCUAUCGACAGAAGACGGCCGCUGAGGCAGAGGCUGAGGAGAAGACGAAGGAGGAGAUGCUGUUGGAGUGGAGACGGAGUCGGGACCAGUAUGCGAGCAUCUUCGACGAGGACAUUCACAACGCACUUACGAAGAGAGGAGAACGCCGAUUCUCGCUGCAGGCCUUGCAAGGAGCCCUCAUGAUCUCCUUCUAUCGUGAUGUCCCUCGUUUUAAUCAACCCUUUCAGCUUCUGAAUCUCCUCAUGGACAUCGACUCACUCAUCACAAAGUGGAGAUACAAUCACACGAUGCUGGUUCAACGAAUGAUCGGCUCGCAGCAACUUGGGACUGGCGGCUCUACAGGAUAUCAGUACUUGCGAUCCACGUUGGGAGACAGAUACAAGGUGUUCAUCGACCUCUUCAACCUGUCCACUUUCAUCAUCCCGAGAGACAGCAUCCCGCCUCUGACUCCCAGGAUGCGGAAGAAUCUUUCCAUCGGCUGGGGGCCCGAGGAUGAAAAAGAUUAACCCUUCUGGUCAGCAGCAACUAAUUCUCCGUUGUUCAUCUCAUUCUAAAGCAUUUGAGUAUUGACCAAGCCUUCAAGACUAUACCAACGAACUCGGUAAAUUUCGUUACAAAUAUAUGAUAUUUUGAAGCCGAGGAGGAAUUAAAACUGAUAUAUCCCAGUGUUCACAAGUCAGUAACGUCCUUGAAGUGACAUUACAUUCCAUUGACAUCAUGUAUUCAUAACAUUGAAUAUAAUGACUAAGUUUAAGUAAAAUUGAUUUUCUUGGAAACCCUCAGUAACUUUACUCGGCUGUGAAUCGCAUAGGUAAGAUAUAGCAUACCCCUCAUCAUUCCAAAAUCAUCCUUUGACUUUACCGUAUGUACAAAGGGUAAUAGAAAUCACCACUAAGCCAUUCAUAGGGUAUUAAUUAUUCCCUAUUCGCAAAAUACCAAAAGAUCGAAUUUGAUUGAAAGUAAUGAUUGGGGUUUGUCAACUCAUAUUUCGCGAAGUACAGUACAAUCAAUCAAUCAGUCAUCGUUUCACAGGGAAAUACCAGUUUUUGCCAUAAUCAGGGAUAGUUAAUAAUUGAUAAAUGAUUGCUCAUGAAGUUUUGCAUCUAUUCUUUUAUUAGUUAUCCUUAAUCAACCAUGCUAAAUGAGUAUUAAUGUGAAUAUUCAGGAUCACAAUUUUGGAGGCGUUUUCUAUAUUUCAUGAGAUUUCCCAGCAAAAAAAAAAAAUUGCAGUUAAGCAAAAAUAGGUGUUUGUCAUACCACUUCAAAUCAUUAGAGUAGAUAUGACAUGCUUGUCACUGUCAUCAGUCCAAGAGCCUGAGUAAAGAAAGGGUUUGGUGGUGGAUUUGUCAUUGUUUCAUACUUUUUAGAUGUAAUAAACUGUGGAUAUUAAAUAAAUAUUCAGAAAAUCAAUUGACCAUUUACUUUAUAUUUAACUUGAAUAAUCAAGGGAUUAGUCAUUAUCCAGUCUCUUCAUGUCCUUGUGGUUCAUCAUUCUUACUCCUGAUUCUCCUUAAAUUUGACAAGGUUUCACAAGGUAGUGUCCAAUCCAAUUAGCAGAAUCUCUUCAUAACAAGUGUGAAUCUCAUCCCAGGUUUCUUUCUGUAUCCUGCAAGCCACAACUUCAACUUGCUCAUGGGACCUUAUCAUGGUGGCUCAAAGGAUGCCCCACUGCAGGGCUAUAAUCCAUACACUACUUCAGUGUAAACCAGUAAAAUAUUUUUUAAAAAAAUAAGGAGAAUACAAAAAUAGUUAAGGACUUUUGAGACCCCCUGCAUAAUGGUUCUUGGCGAGCUUCUGAUGUUUUGCAUAUUAUAUACUACCAACAAAAUCCCCCACACCUCAUGCAAAAUGAUUUUUAAAAUUUGCAUAACCUUUCAUUCACCUCUGCUGUCCACCACCACCACUUGAUCCAAGGGAUGUCAGAUGGGAAUAUGGUGCAAGGUCAUCAUGAAAUAGGUAGGAAGCAUAUUGAUUCUUGUGCCCAGCGAUUUGCAGCAGAUAUGAAAGUCGAUGGUAAACACUAACUCUACUAGUGAUCUGACAGUCUGGUAGAGGAUACUUGAAUGCAGAUAUUUACACUCAGACUGAGGAUUUCAAUGAACUGUUGCCUAGCACCUCACCUUGAUGAUUUUCAGGGGUCAAGGACUCCAUAAAACAGUGAAGAAAAGUACCUAACAUCAUGAAUUAAUAUGAGGAAAUCCAAGAAAUGACUCUUUUUUUUGUACAUAUAGGGAAAGAAUGCUGUAC
Darwinula stevensoni is the source of this 3818-nucleotide messenger RNA. The record is from the annotation of a GenBank genome assembly. NCBI's taxonomy places the organism in Eukaryota, Metazoa, Arthropoda, Ostracoda, Podocopida, Darwinulidae.